Molecule: messenger RNA, 619 nt
Organism: Momordica charantia (bitter melon)
Lineage: Eukaryota; Viridiplantae; Streptophyta; Magnoliopsida; Cucurbitales; Cucurbitaceae
Source: RefSeq, a predicted model, not a curated record
CUGAACUCUGUUUUUUUUUUUUCAUACAACCCAGGUGGAGUUAAAGCUACUUCAAGUAGAAUGCCAACUGAAAUGCUCAAAAAUCUCUGAAAACAAACAUCAAACUCACAUGCUCUAGAGAUAAAGCCAUGGCAGCCAGCGGAGAUUCUUCUACCAGUAUGGAGGCAGCUUCACUCGCCACACCGUGGCAUUCGCCGGUGCCGUACUUAUUCGGCGGCCUUGCAGCCAUAUCAAGCCUCAUUGCCUUCAGUCUCUUGAUCCUCACCUGCUUGUACUGCUGGAAGCCUCAUGUAUCUGGAUCGAACGGUGACGAUGAUACUGCUCGAGCAGCAGAUGUGGAGUCGGGCGAAGGCAAGGGCGGCGGUGAUCGGAAUUCGCUGACACCGGAUGACUUUGAUGACAAGGUUGUGGUAGUAAUGGCCGGAGAAGUGAACCCAAGUUUCAUAGCCACACCCAUGUCAUUAAGUUUAGAUUGUCGUAGUAAAAUUAUGUGUCGCCAUGAAGGGGUGGAAUUGCAGAGUUGUACUUCAAGUUAAGUUUUGUUUUAAGAAAAAAAUAAUUUGAUGGUCGAUCUCUUUGGACUUUCAAUUCUAUCAUUUGUACAUUAAAUUUCUUUAAA